GCCGGCCUGCUCUGCCCUUUUAUCUUCCACGAAAGCAUGGGAUGGGGGCUCGCAAGUCGCAAGCUCACCAGUCAGGCAGUCACCCCACCACGACGCUCCCAGGCCUCCGUCCGUCCGGCCAUCGCCAGCCUCGCAACGGCAGGCGGCUCUCCGAGCGCCAGCCAGCCAGCAGCUGCGUGUCGGUCCUCUCUCCGGCGAGGGAUGAUGGGGCGCGGCGCCGGGCGGCUGCUCGCCCUGCCGGCGUGUCUCGCCGCGAUGCUGCUGCUGCUGGCCGGCGGGGCGGCGGCGGCGGGCGAGUGCGGCAGGGCGCAGUGCGGCAUGGGGAGCUGCGCCGAGUCCGACGACUACACCUUCGGGUUCGCGUGCCAGUGCCGCCCCGGCUGGAGCCGCUACCACCUCGGCGGCAUGCAGUUCCCCUACCUCCCCUGCGUCAUCCCCAACUGCACCACCACCAACAGCUGCCAGGACGGGUCGUCCCCGCCGCCGGCUCCCCCACCGCCGCCGCCGCCGCCGCCGCCGCCGUUUACCAACUCCUCCAUCUUCGACCCGUGCCUGAUGCAGUACUGCGGCGACGGCGGCGCCUGCGAGAAGGCGUCGGACUUCACCCACCGCUGCCGCUGCCGCGACGGCUACGCCAACCUCCUCAACGACACCACCUACCCCUGCUACCGCCAGUGCUCGCUGGGGUCGGACUGCAGGGACCUGGGGAUCGGCGUGAUCAACGGGUCCACGCCGACAUCAGCGCCGCCGGCGCCCUUCUCCUUCACCGUCAGGAAGUCCGGCGCCGGGGCCGCCGCCAAGCCCGUGGAGAGGCUGCUCGAGCUGCUCGCGCUCAUGUCGUUUCUCUGGCUCCAGGCGGUCUGAGCUCGGCUUCUAGCUCAUCUUUUUGUUAAGAAUUUGGUACCAUACGAGUUGUCUUCAGGUUAGGGUGCCGUGUAUCAUACAGUACAGCCCAGUUUUAUUUAUUUCCCAUUGCAUUGCACCAGUGUUAUGUAAAAAAAUUCUAUUGAGAAAUAAAUUGGCAGCAAACACUACACUACAA
This is a messenger RNA of Panicum virgatum (switchgrass), 1042 nucleotides long. RefSeq lists its product as uncharacterized. Bases 37 to 864 code for a protein of 275 amino acids. The transcript is spliced from 4 exons. The record is from RefSeq and is a predicted model, not a curated record. NCBI's taxonomy places the organism in Eukaryota, Viridiplantae, Streptophyta, Magnoliopsida, Poales, Poaceae.